UUGUACACAGUUGUACGCGUCGUCGUGCGCAGAAAGUGGAAAAAACUCACCAGGAAAAAGCCCGAAAACCAAUCCUCUCCAUCCGCGCCGCAGCAGAGCACAGCCGCGGACAUUCAGGUCCGCGAAUUUCCCCGAAUUCAACACCCGCCGCCGCGGAGCGGGGCGCGUUUAGCCUGUAGCGCCGCAGGCAGCAGCAGCAAAGGGGGGUCCCGCGCGGCGGCCGAAAGGGAAGACGAGGCGCAACAAAUCCCCCCAAAAAGCAGAGAUCCGAGAGAGCGACGAAGCGACGACCCGCGGACUGGAGGCAGGCAGGGCAGGCAAGCGGGCGGAGGCCUCCAAGCGGAGAGAGAGCGCGAGGAGGAGCCAUGUCCGCGUCUUCCCCUCCUCCUCCUCCUGCCCCCGCCGACGCGGAGGCGGUUCCGCUCUUCUACUGCUACGAGUGCGAGUCCACCGUGUCGCUGCCCCCGCCUCCCCCGCCGCCGUCCCGCCCGCUCUUCUGCCCGCGCUGCCGCGGCGAGUUCCUCGAGGAGGAGAACCCUAACCCUCCUCCGGAGCCGGAGGAGGAGGAGGAGGUGUCGUCCCCUCCCCCGCCCCCGCCUCCUCCCCCCGGCUUCCUCUCCGACUCCUCCUCCGAUGACGAGGAGGGCGGGGACCUCGACCUCGGGAUGGGGGGCAUGGACGCCGCCGCCGCCCGCGCCUACCUCAGCCGCCUCGUCCACCACCACCUCUACGACGACGAGCCCAUCGACGUCGCGGCCGCCGCGGUGUCCCUGCUGCAGCGGAGCGGCCUCCACCAGGGCGGCGGCGGCGGCGAGAGCGCCCCGGCCGCCGCCGCGUCCAUCGCCGCGCUGCCCACGGUCGAGGUGUCCGAGCCCGCCACGGCCUGCGCCAUCUGCAAGGACGACCUCCCCCUCGCUGCCCCCGCCCGGAGGCUCCCCUGCGGCCACCUCUACCACUCCGAAUGCAUCGUGCAGUGGCUGGAGAUGCGCAACUCCUGCCCCGUCUGCCGCUCCCGCCUCCCGUCCGACGAGCCCCAGGACGCGGCGGCGCCGUCUGACCCGGGCCCCGCGCCCAUGCGGAUCACGAUCAGGCUCAGCACCAACCGACGACGCGUCCGCACCAGCAGCGAUGCGGCUCCGCCCGUCGCGGCGUCGCCCACCCAGCUCGCGCAGGCCGUGACCGGGGAAGGAGGUGGUGGACCUGCGAAUAGCACGGAGACUGUGUCGUCUGAGUGGCCACCGCCCUCUGAGUCCGAUGCCGUCAUGUCAGACGCCCGUGAGGGCCAGAGAUUCUUCGAUUGAACCAGAGCUUAGAGAUGCAGGUGAUAAGGAAGCUGUUGUUAGCUGUCAACCAAGAAGAGUAGAAAGAAGGCAACCAUAUGCCCUAGUUCUUUGAGGUUUCUGCUUUUGCUUGAGCUAGUUGCCUCAGCAAAAGCACCUUUCUCGCCGGAUAAAGGCUUAUUGAUAGAUGGUCGAAUUAAGUUGUCCUAUGAAGAGACCAAGGGCAUCGUUGCAUUGCUUCUCAAUACCUUGUACAUUGGUCAAACUUGUUUCUUUUAGCAAUUAGCAAUAAAUAUAUGUAUACAUGGUUGUGUUUGUACUUUACCGGUUACUCUUCAACUUGAGGCAGGAUAUAGAUGAGAACCUACUGGUGUCUCCAUUGCACUCUA
This is a messenger RNA of Oryza sativa Japonica Group (Japanese rice), 1669 nucleotides long. Its product is annotated as E3 ubiquitin-protein ligase SIRP1-like. Gene Ontology annotation, cellular component: cytoplasm. Gene Ontology annotation, molecular function: ubiquitin protein ligase activity. Gene Ontology annotation, biological process: protein ubiquitination. The record is from RefSeq and is a predicted model, not a curated record. NCBI's taxonomy places the organism in Eukaryota, Viridiplantae, Streptophyta, Magnoliopsida, Poales, Poaceae.